UUUCUUUUAUCUUCUUUGCUAUUAAUUCUCUGGUUAAAUUGUUUUUCUUAUGAAUUUUAUGAGCUCCCUUGGCUAAAACUAAGAUGGUGGUGGUAUGUCAAAACUUGAGUAGUUAUCAUGGUAGAAAUCAAGUGAUUAAUUUUCAUCUUUCUUGCUACCUUCAAUUUUAGAAGAAAACUUAGGUUUCCACCAUGGUUUUGGGGGUGGAUUAGUAUCUUCAAUUGAAUCUUUAUUUUUAUUUAAUUAAAUAAUUAUUUAAGUUAAAUUUCACAAAAAUAUAUCCAAUUUUGUUGUUGAAUUAUGUAAUUAAGCUAUAAGUUUAGAGCUACCUCUCUAUAUUUCACAUUCUUAAGGUUAAUUUAAUUUGGAUUAGCCUUUUCAAUUAUAGAUUAAUUUUAUUUACAUGAUGUACCAAAUGGCUGAAUUUGAAUUGAAAUUGAAAAAGAAUAAAAAUAGAAAUUAGUUCUAACAAAUUAUCGUUUGUUUGUAUCUUCAAUUUUUCGGUAUGCAAUCUAUUAGGCCUUUUAUGUGUAUGUAUAUAUUUUAGAGAAUAUGUAUUUUAUAUUUUUAAGCCCAAGCUACAAGCCACUGCAUUCUCUUAGUUUUCAUAUAGGAAGAAUAAUUCCUAUUAUUGGUUUGUUAAUGUACAAAAAAGAUAGCUUGGAAAAAAAAAUGCUAUAAAAAUUUUGUUUGAACAAAAAUGAUAAAAGAAUUGUUUCGUUAAUGUGAAAGUUCUUUUGUUUACAAUUAUCAUUAAGCCAAACAUUCCGAAAUGAAUCGUAUUUGCAAAUAAAUAAGAAGCAAUUUCUACAAAUCACAGUUACACAUAUGUGUAGAAAAUUUUCUUUUAUGAAAUUUUAAUAUGUUAUUUUUGCAUAUGUGUUAUGUUGAUGCCUAAAUUUGAUUCAACAGUGGGAUGACUUUUUCGACAUCUAGGCCACGUAAUUCUUUCGGACCAGGUUAGGAGGGUGACAUCGGUGUGGUGUUGGCCAAAGACCCUCCGAUGCUUAAGUCAGUCGAGUAUUUGAGAGUAAAGUAUACGAUAGUUUUGGUGUUUAGAAUUGCCUAACUUUGAGAAAAGGUCGUAAAACCUUUCUGACCAUAGUCAUACUCUAGGACGAUCUAUUCCUCCUUGGAUUAUGACUCCCUAUAGGUGGACGUGUCUUGGCAAACCUGAAACAUCCUAGUUCCUUUAGGAUUAGAAGUCCUUUAGGUUAACACCGUGUACCUCGGAGCUUACUCCACAUACGCUUCAGCUCCUAUCUAUUUAGGUAGGAAUUCUAAUCAAAUGUAAAUCGAGAUAGGUAAGCCUCAUCCACACCGGUCCUAAAUUCAUGGACUAAUUGAUUUAGAAGCCCACAUGAGAUUAGGUGGAAACAUAUGUGGUAAUUAGGUUUGAGCUCAGCUCGACCACCUGAUCUUGAGCUUAACUUAGCCUAGCCACUCAACCUCGAGCUAAGCUCGACGACCUGGGCUCGAGUUGAGCUCGAUCAUUUGGGUUUUAGACAAGCUCAGCCUGGAGGCAUUUUACUCAACAACAUAUGACUGUCAUUUGUUUGUAACAAACAAAUUACAAGUAAAAAGUCAAGUAGUGUUCUUUGCAAAUUGCUUGCUACCGGAGUAUGACUAUGUUGUAUAAUUCAUUUACAUAUCAUAAUAUAUAUAUGCGCGACAUAGAUGAUAUUUCCCAUUUUUAAAAUAUAAUAUUAAUAAAUAUCUAUGUGUUAAAACACACUAAUUAUGUCCCUGCUGUAUCCAAGAAUAUUAUUCAAACACCACACUAUAAUUAUCGUUCGAGAAUAUGAUAAGAUAAAGACUUUGACGACACGUAGGGCCCUCCUAAAAUGGAGAUCAGUAUGCCACGUACUUUCCAAAAGAAGAAUAAACCAGAAGAACCAAGGCCACGUUGCACUUCCUACAGAAACGAAGGCGCCGCUGGAAAUAAGCCAAAACAGAAGCGGUCAUAUACCACUAGAGAGCAGUGGUUUUUUAUUUUUUCUAUAGAACUACAGUUGCGCAAGUUGAAUUAUUUUUCCAUUUUGUCCAAUCCAGAAGUGGUUUUCUCUCCGCACCCACGGACACACAGAAUUAACGUUUGGGCUCCUAUCCGAGAAAUAACCCUUGGAUGGAAAAUGGUUUUAUCGAACUUUGAAUUUCGACUUUCUUGUUCAUCACAAAAAAAUAAUUAUUAUUCUCCACUUUCUUUAGCGGUUGUCAAAAUCACAAUAUAAAUAGUGCCUUCACAUUCUCACUUUCCCACAUCCAAAAACACAAGACUUUUGAUAGUAAAUUAACAGAUAAACAUCACAAAGUUCUGAUACAAUGUCUACAGCUGGUCAGGUUAUCAAGUGCAGAGCCGCGGUGGCAUGGGAAGCGGGGAAGCCACUAUCAAUUGAGGAAGUGGAGGUGGCACCACCACAGAAAGAAGAAGUCCGCUUGAAGAUCCUCUUCACCUCUCUUUGCCACACUGAUGUCUACUUCUGGGAAGCCAAAGGACAACACCCACUGUUCCCUCGCAUUUACGGUCAUGAAGCUGGAGGAAUUGUGGAAAGCGUAGGUGAGGGUGUGACUGAUCUCCAACCAGGAGACCAUGUCCUUCCGGUGUUCACGGGGGAGUGCAAGGAGUGCAGGCACUGUAAGUCAGAGGAAAGCAACAUGUGUGAUCUCCUGAGGAUCAAUACUGACAGGGGUACUAUGCUCAGUGAUGGCAAGUCCAGGUUCUCCAAGGAUGGAAAGCCAAUAUAUCACUUUCUUGGUACCUCUACCUUCAGUGAAUACACUGUAUGUCAUGUUGGUUCCGUCGCCAAGAUCAACCCUGCAGCCCCUCUUGAAAAAGUUUGUGUUCUUAGUUGUGGAAUAUGCACAGGUUUUGGUGCCACUGUGAAUGUUGCAAAACCCAAAAAGGGCUCAUCUGUUGCCAUUUUUGGACUUGGUGCUGUUGGUCUUGCUGCUGCUGAAGGUGCAAGGGUUUCUGGGGCUGCAAGAAUCAUUGGAGUUGAUUUGAAUUCCAACCGAUUUGAGGAAGCCAAAAAGUUUGGCGUGAAUGAAUUCGUGAAUCCAAAAGAUCAUAAUAAACCUGUGCAAGAGGUGAUUGCUGAAAUGACCGAUGGUGGAGUGGAUAGGAGUGUUGAAUGCACUGGAAGCGUCCAGGCAAUGAUUUCUGCAUUUGAAUGUGUUCAUGAUGGUUGGGGCGUUGCUGUACUUGUUGGUGUGCCUAAUAAAGAUGAUGCAUUCAAAACCCAUCCAGUGAAUUUCUUGAAUGAGAGGACUCUUAAGGGCACCUUCUAUGGUAACUACAAACCCCGAUCCGAUCUGCCCGGUGUUGUGGAGAUGUACAUGAAUAAGGAGCUGGAAGUGGAUAAAUUUAUCACUCACUCGGUCCCUUUCGCUGAGAUCAACAAAGCAUUUGACUUGAUGCUUUCAGGACAGUCCAUCAGGUGCAUCAUUCGCAUGGAGGAUUAGAGCAACUAGGAGGGA
Molecule: messenger RNA, 3477 nt
Organism: Prunus persica (peach)
Lineage: Eukaryota; Viridiplantae; Streptophyta; Magnoliopsida; Rosales; Rosaceae
Product: alcohol dehydrogenase 1
Exons: 11
Coding region: 2323-3462 (379 amino acids)
Biological process (GO): formaldehyde catabolic process
Cellular component (GO): cytosol
Molecular function (GO): S-(hydroxymethyl)glutathione dehydrogenase [NAD(P)+] activity; zinc ion binding
Source: RefSeq, a predicted model, not a curated record